UGCACUUUUCUUAUCUCUGUAUUUUUAAAAACAUAAUGCAGCAUCCAUGUGAGUUUUACUAAAAUAUUUACAUGUACACACUCUUUGUUUUACUCUACUAGGAGAAACAGUGAUGUGUUGGAAUUGAGUAACACGCGGUCCUUUCCUGUGUUUCUAUAGAUGAUGUAUCAAGCAGAGAUUUGUACAUAGAAAGCGGAGGAAAGCACAGUGGAUUAGACGGACUCUGCAAUCAGAGGCAUUGUAAUAUCCUGUAAGCUUUUGGCAUCACAGACUUGCGGUAAACACGAACAAACCAAAACUCUGAGAAGGACACCUGCAGAACAAAUUGAUUGCAACUCUCUUAUGCAAACAGGAAAGCAGAGGCAGAUGUGGCUGCAGAUAAAGCUUGAGCACUGCCAAAAGCCCCCCUACACCCGCCACUCCACCUCCCGCUUAAAAACAGGAUGUACGUGGAAGAGAGAGGCAUUUGUUACAGAACAACUUCAGAGACCUGCUGGUUACUGAUUACUACUGUGUGAGUUUCCUGAAUGUGAUCGGCGCUCUAGUAAUUACCAGAGGAAUUUACACUUGCACAGUAAGAUAGCAGCUACCAACCACCUGGGUUUCAGGUCUGCCUCUCCACCCGAGUUUGAAUGCCCUCUUUCCUCAAAGCUGCAGUAGGAACUUGUUUAGUCUGCAUUGGAGUCAGACAGGACGCUGCCAUGAACCAGACAGGCUGCCCUGAGGUCAAGGUCCCGUUUCCCGUCUUCUUCACUGUUGGAAUCGUCAGUCUGGCUGAGAACCUGCUGGUCGUGGUGGCGGUGAUGCGCAGCAGGAACCUCCACUCGCCCAUGUACUGCUUCAUGUGCAGCUUGGCUGCCUUCAACACCAUCGCCAGCGUGACAAAAACAUGGGAAAACCUGAUGAUAGUUCUCGCUGAUGCGGGACACCUGGAGAGGAGGGGUCCUCCUGAGACCGACCUAGACGACGUGAUGGACUCCCUGCUCUGCAUGUCGUUUGUAGGCUCCAUAUCCAGUUUCCUGGCCAUUGCUGUUGACCGUUACAUCACCAUCUUCCAUGCGCUACGUUACCACAACAUCAUGACCAUGCAGCGAACUGCAGCCAUCUUGGGGCUCAUCUGGACAUUAUGUGCAGUUCUGGCCGUGCUAAUGGUGAAGUUCUUCAACUUUAAGUUCAUCAUGAUCUGCUUCAUCGUCUUCUUCGUUGUCUCCCUGGCAGCCAUCUGCUUCCUCUACGUCUACAUGUUCAUGAUGGCCCGCAUUCAUGCCAAGAACAUUGCAGCGCUACCUGGUGGCGGCAGGGACAAGUCUCAGCAUCAGAGGAGGUGGGGCAGCAACAUGAGAGGCGCUCUCACUCUCACCAUCCUGUUUGGGGCGUUUGUGGUGUGUUGGGCACCGUUUUUUGUCCACCUGGUCAUCAUCACAGUUUGCCCUAUGAAUCCGUACUGUGAAUGCUACAGGUCCUUGUUCGAGCUGCAUGUGGUGCUGAUGAUGAGCCAUGCCCUCAUAGACCCGGCUAUCUAUGCUUUCCGCAUGGCUGAGCUGCGGCACACCUUCAGAAAGAUGCUGUUUUGCUCUGACUGGAAAUUUUGCUUGUAACAGAAAUGUAUUUAAAGUUUUCUAAACGUUUUUCAUCCACAGAGCAAAAAUAGGUUGCACUGCAUUCUGAUGACUGCGCAACGUUAAACCUGCUCCCCUUUGUGCUAAUUAUCAUUUUUGUCUUUGAGUCAUUCAUUGGCAGGGGUUAAGUCACUGUGUGUUUCCUGUGACUUGUGUCACCAAGCAGCUGAGGCUAACAGAGGGUAUGAACCUACAUCACUCUUGUUUGCAUUGCUACUUGGACAUUUGGUCAAUGGACUUUGAGCGUACAAACCACAUGUUUGAACUUUUCAUUUGUUGUCCUUCUGGU
Molecule: messenger RNA, 1908 nt
Organism: Poecilia reticulata (guppy)
Lineage: Eukaryota; Metazoa; Chordata; Actinopteri; Cyprinodontiformes; Poeciliidae
Gene: mc2r
Product: melanocortin 2 receptor
Biological process (GO): G protein-coupled receptor signaling pathway
Cellular component (GO): membrane
Molecular function (GO): melanocortin receptor activity
Source: RefSeq, a predicted model, not a curated record